Messenger RNA from Ilex paraguariensis (yerba mate), 832 nucleotides. The record is from the annotation of a GenBank genome assembly. NCBI's taxonomy places the organism in Eukaryota, Viridiplantae, Streptophyta, Magnoliopsida, Aquifoliales, Aquifoliaceae.
AGUUCGAUUUCAUACCUAUCAAUUCAGAAUUCAGUUUCAAUUUGAAGAAAAAUGGGAGACAGAAAGCGUGGGCAUGAUAACGAUGACAAAGGGCUGUUCUCUUCCCUUGCUGGAUAUGCUGCUGGACACUAUAACCCCUCGGGUGCAUACCCCCCUCAAGGAUAUCCUUAUCCUACUCCAGGGGGGUUCCCACCAGCUGGAUAUCCUCCUCCCGGAGGGUACCCACCACCAGCAUAUCCUCCUCCAGGGGGUUACUCACAACCUGGAUAUCCUCCCCCUGCUGGAUACCCACCACCAGCAUAUCCUCCCCACGGUGGAUAUCCCACAGCGGGUUACCCAGGUCCAUCAGCCCCAUAUCAUUCAGGGCACGGACCAAAUUUUGGAGCCUUGCUAGCCGGGGGUGCAGCUGCUGCCGCCGCUGCUUACGGGGCUCACCAUCUAUCACACGGUGGGCAUAACCUUGCACACGGUGGUCACUUUGGCCAUCACCAUGGGAAAUUUAAGCAUGGCAAGUUCAAGCAUGGUAAGUUCGGCAAGCGCUGGAAGCAUGGCCGGUUUGGAAUGCAUGGGGGAAAGUUCAAAAGAUGGAAGUGAUUCCUGUAGCCAUGGAUGAUGGUAUGUAUAUAUAUAGUAGUAGUUCAAUAGGAUCUAGGUGACCUUUACUUUUUGUGAUGACCUGUGAUUGCAAUUCGAGUGUUGUGCAGCCCUUGCAUAUAUGCUUAGUUAUAUCUUGUUCUUAUUGGAUUUAUGUAUAAGUUUCCCGUUGAAGCUGAAUAUGGCCAUUGUAAGCAUUGCUCCAAUAUUUGUAUUCUGCAAAUUUGAGACAUCCUCC